Molecule: messenger RNA, 928 nt
Organism: Lytechinus variegatus (green sea urchin)
Lineage: Eukaryota; Metazoa; Echinodermata; Echinoidea; Temnopleuroida; Toxopneustidae
Product: N-alpha-acetyltransferase daf-31-like
Biological process (GO): N-terminal peptidyl-glutamic acid acetylation
Cellular component (GO): NatA complex
Molecular function (GO): protein N-terminal-serine acetyltransferase activity; protein-N-terminal-glutamate acetyltransferase activity
Source: RefSeq, a predicted model, not a curated record
ACACAUUACAAGGACAAGAUCGACAAUCGACACAUGCGCAGGUUUGGUCUUGGAAAUACCUGUUUCUCUAGAUAGAUUAAUUGAAAGUUCUACUGCUUAGAUUUACCAAUCUCAAAGAUCCAAAAUGAAUAUAAGAUGUGCGAAGCCAGAAGACUUGAUAAACAUGCAGCACUGCAACCUGCUGUGUCUGCCAGAGAACUAUCAGAUGAAAUAUUACUUCUACCACGGGUUGUCCUGGCCACAGCUCUCGUAUGUAGCCGAAGAUGAAGACGGCAAGAUUGUUGGAUAUGUACUGGCUAAAAUGGAAGAAGAUCCCGAUGAAGUUCCCCAUGGUCAUAUCACAUCACUGGCGGUCAAGAGGUCUCAUCGUAGACUUGGUCGCCAGAAGCUUAUGAACCAAGCAUCGUUGGCAAUGACCGAAUGCUUCAAUGCAAAAUAUGUGUCAUUGCAUGUGAGGAAAAGCAACCGUGCUGCUCUUCACUUGUAUCAGAAUACACUCAAAUUCACGACAAAUGAUAUAGAACCCAAAUACUAUGCAGACGGUGAGGAUGCCUAUGCUAUGAAGAGAGAUUUAACAUCCUUCGGAAACAAGAAGACAAGCGUUGAAGAGGUUGGGAAGGUCCUGGAGAAGAUGACGGUGGAGGAGAGCGGAGAGCAGGAGGAUGGAGCCGCUCAAGGAGCAUCAGGGGAUGGUAGUACUCCCUCCCCUCCCUCAGGGGGCAUAGAGAGGCUCCAGCCAGGUACCGAGAAACAGAAAGAAGGUGAUAAGAAGUCAUCUCAACCAGGGAAAGGUGGCAAAGAGGAAGGGGGCGGUGCGACGGGUAAAGGAAGCGGGGAACAUCCGCCCAAAUCGGGGAGAGAGUCUAAGAAGAGAAGAAAGAAGGCUGCAAGUGAGGCGGCUGCUAAGGCUGAAGAAAAGUCAUGAGAC